GGGUUUGCGCAGCCCAGGCGAGCCGGGCCACGUGAGACUUUUUGUUCCCGCCCGCCCGUCAGUUGGGCGGCUCAUUCGUCCCGAGCGCGCGUCUUUAUUGUUCCUUCGACGCAAAUACCACGAAAAACGAGAAAAAAUACCUUCCUAAAUUGUAGCCAUUCUUAAAUUUUUCAGCAGUUCUAUAAUUUUUUCAAAUUAAAAAUACCAAAUCGAAUGUGUUAAUGUAAAACAGUUUGUGUUAUAAUGUGUUAUUUAAUACGAUCGCCGUGAAAAAUGUAUGAAGUUGUUAAAAAUUCAUAAUAACAUCUCAACAGUUCUCGGGAUCCAGAAACGCUUCGGUUUGAUCAACAGGUUUCCGGAAGAUAAACCGAUGGAGACUGACAAAAUGUCAACGGCGUCAUCGACAGGCGCGGAGAGACGACCGCUACUACAGGCUUUGGUCAUCGAGCGCCGCAUUCUCUUCGCCUGCACCGUACUCGUCGGCCUCUGCACGUUUGUCUGGAUAGCAGCUGUCUGUACAGAGAAAUGGGUGCACAUUGAAGGAGGCAAAGGUGUAUAUCUUCCUUCGAGAGGUGUAUAUUUGAUAUGGAGCAACUCUGGUAUGUGGGAGAUUUGCCGAUACUUGUUCCAUCCCACGCCGACUUCGCCUGUGAAGUACAACUCUACCGUUGGUACCACAACACCUCGGCCAUACGAUGUUGAGGGUAUGGUUGGUGAAUACUUCACGAAUUGUACCAAUUAUCUCGCACAACCAGUCAUGAAGAAUGGAAAGCCAGAGGAUCCUGCCUAUGAUAUUGAUGUUGCCAAUUACGUACGAACAAUGGUUUCUUUUGGCAUCAUCAGCCUUUUCGUGAUGGCCAUGGGCUGCGGUUUCUCCACCUACACUUUCCGUAAUCCUCGUUAUAUGUUCAAGCGGCUUGCAGCGGGAAUACAUUUCAUCAGUACUUCCUGCACGUUCGUGGUGGUGCAAAUCACAAUGUCUUGCAUAGACCAUAUGAAGAAGAACCUUAGAUUCGUUUAUCCUGAGCGCGCAUACCAUUAUUACCACAUUAGUUUCUUCCUCGCCUGGUUCGUGGUCCUCGUAAAUCUCUUUGCUGCUGCGUCGUUUCUUUGGUAUUCAAGAAAAAGGAAAGGUGACAAGGCGGCUACAGAUGAACUUGCCAUGGCCGAUGAGCCAACAAUCAUCGGCCGAUGACGUAACUGGCGUCCCAUAUCCAAGCAUUCUCUCAAACCGCUUGGAAACUUUGUCAAACUUCUACUGAACAGUGCUCAAAUGACCAAUAGCUAUAUCAAUAUUUCGAAAGUCUUCCAUGUGUUUGUACUUAUAGAAACAUAGAUAUAUCUAUAGUUACAUCGAAUGCAUCUUGUAAAAAAUCCCAUAAAAAUUUAUCUGUUUGAAUUCGUUAAUGCAAUUUGUAAAUAAUUUGCAAUGUUUAUUAUCUUCGCCUUGUUAAUCUUAUAAGUAUUCGAAGCACAUAUAAAAGGUUUCACUAUUCGCUUCAAAUAUUAUUUAACACAUUAAAUGCCAUAGAAGAAACAGAAAAAAUCACGAAAAAACUUUUUGCUGGUAAUAGAUACGUAAUAUCGAAUCUUCAAAACAUAUGUAGUUUAUGGUACAAUUAGAAUGGAACCCAGCUUGGGUUCCGUAGAUAUUAUAAAAAAAAAACUUGAUUAGGUCACAGGUGCCCUACGCGUCGCUUAAAUACAGACAGGGAUCCGAUCACCGGUGACCGGAGUGGCGUUUAACGUGUUAAAUGUUAUAAAAUUUGCAAUAAUAUAUAUUAUCCUUGGACUUAUAGGAUUAACGAAGUUAGAAUGUGUUGUGCAUCUUCAUUAUUAAAUAUAUGGUGUAUUUGUGUUGGUAUAUUUUGUUCAUUUUAGCUUGAAGAUUAAUAUAAUCAAAAUAUAUAGUUGCUAUUUAGUAAUAGGAUAUAAAGUUCUUUAUGAUGUGUAUACUUAUCCAAUUGUAGUCAAACUUCUUGCAAACAAAAAUAAAACAAAAAUACAAUUAGAUACUGUUUAGUUACACACGUGUUAACCCUUUGACUGCCGGUUAUUGAUAUUAAGGACAUCAACGUACAUUUUUCUUUUAAAUAUGUAUCACCAAAACUGCUUUCGAUAUAGGUUAUAUUUGUCAAGAUCACAUUUCGGUAGGUUACGCAUAAUCAAAAUUCAAUAAUCCUGAUUUCUUCUAACGUCCAUAAUAUCUGCGGCUAUAAAAGGGUUGAUAUUAUGUUUAAGUUAAAAUGUAAUUAAAACACUUUAAAGUUUUUUUUAUUGUUGGUUUAUGGUUGUAUAACUUUAUGCUAUUUCUUAACGAUGAUGUUUGACUUCACAAGGUCAUUGUUCAAGUAGGGACCAUCGCAGUGCCUGUGUCUUCUACGAGACUGUGUUCAAACAUUUCGUUCUUUAAGAGGUUUAGUAAA
Messenger RNA from Papilio xuthus (Asian swallowtail), 2426 nucleotides. RefSeq lists its product as uncharacterized. The transcript is spliced from 7 exons. Gene Ontology annotation, cellular component: plasma membrane. The coding region runs from base 278 to 1195 and encodes 305 amino acids. Lineage: Eukaryota; Metazoa; Arthropoda; Insecta; Lepidoptera; Papilionidae. The record is from RefSeq and is a predicted model, not a curated record.